Molecule: messenger RNA, 1572 nt
Organism: Acyrthosiphon pisum (pea aphid)
Lineage: Eukaryota; Metazoa; Arthropoda; Insecta; Hemiptera; Aphididae
Exons: 5
Coding region: 148-1572 (474 amino acids)
Source: RefSeq, a predicted model, not a curated record
UUUUCGAACGAGGUACACGCGGUGGGCUGACGCAAGCCAGCAAGCGUUACGCCAAGGCGAACAACCCGAACACGCCUGGGUACAAAGCCGACGAACCCGAACACAUGGCUCGUCUAUCAAGAUGCUAAUAAUUUAUACGGGUGGAGUAUGUCUCAAAACAUUCCUUACGGGGGGUUUUCGUGGUACGCUGGAAAUCCGGACGUAGCAUUAGCUCAACUCGAGUAUAUGGAGGAGGCAGAUGACGUGGGCAGAGUGUACGAAGUCGACAUAUCGUAUCCGCAAAGUCUGCACGACGAGCACAACGACAUGCCGUUCCUACCACACGCAAGCAUUCCACGCGGGUCUAAAGUUCGGAAAUUAAUGGUCACAUUUGAACGCAAGGAAAACUACGUCAUACAUUAUAUGAAUUUGAAACAGGCCAUUGCUAACGGGUUGAUCGUCGAAAAGGUGCAUCGAGUGCUACAAUUUCGACAAUCUCGAUGGCUCGCACCGUAUAUCGCGCUGAACACGGGGAUGCGUGCACGGGCGGCCAAUAAAUUCGAGGAGCAAUUUUUCAAAGACAUGAACAACAGUGUAUUCGGUAAGACAAUGGAAUCAAUGAGGAAACGUAUUAACGUAGAACUUGUGUCGUGCCCCGCCAGGAUGCGAAAACUGAUUAACCGCCCGACGUUCAAACAAUGCACCAAUUAUAGCGAAAAUCUCGCUGCAGUGACUAUGCACAAUAAAGAGAUCGAUUUCUGCAAACCUAUUUACAUCGGGUUUGUCAUACUCGAGCGGAGCAAGGAGUUGAUGUACGAAUAUCAUUAUAACGUGAUGAAACGUCAUUACGGCGACAAUAUCAGCCUGUUGUACACCGAUACUGAUUCUCUGAUAUAUCACGUGAAAACACGCGAUUUUUACGACGAUGUGGCGAAUAAUCCGAACUUGCUGAAUCGUAUGGACGCAUCUAAUCUACCACCUGAUCACAGGUGCUACACUUUGGCACGUAUGAAACUACCAGGAUACUUUAAGGACGAGAUUGCAGGCCGUAAUAUGCAUAGGUUUAUUGGAUUACGUGCUAAAUCAUACGCGUACGAUAUCGAGGGUACCGUAAAUAUCAGGUCCAAGGGAGUCCGGGGACAUGUUAUUAGAAAUCACCUGACUUUCAACGAUCACAUGCGCUGUUUAUUCGCCGACGACGAUGACGAUGACGACGACGACGACGACGAUGGUUCGGACGCGGAAGAUUAUCGUGAUAAGGAGUUCGACGCGUCGACGGGGAGGCUGAUAGCUCGAGAUUGCGCGCGUAUUGUCAUUAAGCGCAUACAUCGAAACGCCGCGAUUGCAGUGAUUCCACCGACAACACAACACCCGCCGCCUCAACCACCACCACCACCACCACCACCACCACCACCACCACAAUCCUACAUGCCGUAUACGGCGUAUGGAGAAAAUAUAUCUAUCCGAUCGUAUAAGCACCAAGUCAGCACGAUUAGGACUAGUAAAUUAGUCCUAAACAGAUUCGACGACAAACGACAUAUUCUCCCUAAUCGUAUUGAUACCCUAGCACAUGGGCAUUAUCGAAUUGAUUAA